Molecule: messenger RNA, 2925 nt
Organism: Cuscuta europaea
Lineage: Eukaryota; Viridiplantae; Streptophyta; Magnoliopsida; Solanales; Convolvulaceae
Source: the annotation of a GenBank genome assembly
CCCAAAAUGACCCAAAGCCUGAAAAAUAGAGAAACCGAAACAUGUUCUUUGUCUCUCAAGUCUCAAUGCCAAGUGACCCGUUUUCCAAAACCCCAUGUGGAUCCGGAAUCUUCAAAUAGGAUUUUUUUUUUUCAACAAAAUUUUCAAUUCUCAAGACCUAAGCCCUAAUUGUGAAUACGUGAUGCUUAGAUACAUGGGAUUCUCUACAUUCAUGUCCCAAGCUUCCGUAUACCCACCUAAGUCGUCGCGGGCGAUGGAUUCCGGUCUACCUCUACCGCCGUCCGGAGGCGAUGGUGAAUUUGACUUCGACGCGGCAUGGUAUGGCAACAUACAGUAUCUGCUUAACAUCUCCGCCAUCGGAGCCCUCACCUGCCUCCUCAUCUUCGUCCUAAUCAAGCUUCGCAGCGACCACAGACGCAUGCCGGGACCGGCCGCAAUCGUCUCCAAGCUCCUUGCUGCAUGGCACGCUACCGGUGGUGAGAUCGCCCGCCACUGCGGUGCGGACGCCGCCCAAUUUCUCUUCAUUGAAGGAGGGAGCUCCGGCAUUCUCAUCUUCCUUGCGAUUCUUGCCGUCACUGUCAUGCUUCCGCUGAACAUAUAUGCUGGGAAGGCUCCAAUUGCUGAUCAGUUCUCAAAAACUACCAUAAACCACAUUGAAAAAGGUUCGCCUUUGCUCUGGAUUCACUUCAUAUUUGUAGUAAUCGUAGUUCUCCUGGUGCAUUAUGGUAUAAAUAAAAUUCAAGAACGGUUGAAAGUAACUAGGCUCAGAGACGUCAAUGGUAAUCCUAGUCAACCAAGUACAAACUCCAGUGCAAUAUUUACUAUAAUGGUACAAGGCAUACCAAAAACAUUAGGUUUUGAUAAGACACCAUUGGUAGAUUAUUUCCAGCUCAAGUACCCUGGAAAAGUGUACACUGUGAUUGUACCUAUGGAUUUGUGUGCAUUGGAUGAUUUAGCUACAGAAUUGGUGAGAGUUCGGGAUGAAAUUUCUAAACUGGUUUCACGGAUUGAAUCCAGGGGCAUGUUGGGUGAGGUUGAGGAGGAGGAUGAAGCCGGAAGGGGUGAAAGUGGUUUACUGCAGAGACUGCAGGGCAUAUGGAGAAGAGGAAAAGAGGUAUGGUAUCAUGUUAUUAAUCAUCUAGGUUUCUCAUUCGAGGAGAGGUUGAGAAAGCUACAGGAAUUGAGAGCUGAUCUGGAAAUGGAAAUGGCGGCCUAUAAAGACGGACGGGCAAGGAGUGCCGGGGUGGCAUUUGUGGUCUUCAAGGAUGUGUAUACAGCCAAUAAAGCUGUUCAAGAUCUUCGAAAUGAAAAGAGAAGGCGGUAUGGGAGGUUCUUUUCUAUCACAGAGCUUGAACUACAGAGAAACCACUGGAAAGUCGAAAGAGCCCCUCUGGCAACUGACAUAUAUUGGAAUCAUCUUGGUUCUACGAAGUUCUCCUUGAAAUUGCGUAGGGUGUUUGUAAACACAUGCCUGGUGUUGAUGCUUUUGUUUUGCAGUUCCCCGCUUGCAAUCAUCAGUGCCCUUGAGACCGCAUGGAGGAUAAUCAAUGCAGAGGCAAUGGACAAUGCUCAGAUGUGGCUUGUGUGGGUGCAAAGUUCAAGCUGGUUUGCUGCCAUAAUCUUUCAGUUCCUUCCAAACGUUCUUAUCUUUGUCAGCAUGUACAUCAUCAUCCCAUCCCUUCUGUCUUAUCUUUCCAAAUUUGAACGACAUCUUACUGUGUCUGGCGAACAAAGAGCCUCAUUAUUAAAAAUGGUUUGCUUCUUUCUUGUAAAUCUCAUUCUCCUCAGAGCACUAGUAGAGUCCUCACUCGAAAGUGCAUUACUAAAGAUGGGCCAGUGUUAUUUGGAUGGUCAAGAUUGCAAAAGGAUCGAGCAGUAUAUGAGUUCUUCGUUUUUGACAAAGACAUGCCUCUCUUCUCUUGCCUUUUUAAUCACAAGCUCUUUUUUGGGCAUAUCUUUUGAUUUGCUUGCCCCGAUACCAUGGAUAAAGAAACAGUUUCAGAAGUUUCGGAAGAAUGACAUGAUUCAGCUAGUUCCAGAAAGGAGUGAAGGUGGUUACCCCUUAGAAAGUCAAGGCACCGCAGAUACUCUGCAAGCCCCCUUGAUAUCUGAAAGGACGUCACAUGUGGUGGUUGGUGAGGUUGAGAAUGGGGCUCCACAUAUCAAUGAUAUUGAUUUCUCAGCGGAAAGCAUGUCUGAAUUCCCACCAGUCAGCAGAACAUCCCCUGCCCCAAAACAAACAUUUGAUUUUGCACAAUAUUAUGCUUUCAAUCUGACAAUAUUUGCACUAACCCUGAUAUACUCCGCGUUUGCCCCCCUUGUGGUCCCGGUUGGUGCUGUUUACUUUGGGUACAGAUAUGUUGUCGACAAGUAUAACUUUCUAUUUGUCUACAGGGUCCGAGGUUUCCCUGCUGGUAACGACGGGAGCUUAAUGGACAGGGUAUUGUGUAUCAUGAGAUUCUGUGUUGUUUUGUUCCUUGUAUCUAUGCUGAUGUUCUUUUCAGUGAAUGGAGACUCUACAAAGCUUCAAGCAAUAUUCACACUUGUCUUGCUGGUUGCAUACAAACUGUUGCCUUGUGAUAACGAUGGGUUCGAGCCUGGUUUGUUACAACGCGUACAGACUGUUGAUAACAUUCUUGAUGGACCCGUUGAUUAUGAGGUGUUCUCACAGCCUGCAUUUGAAUGGGAUUCAUCUGGUCAAUGAAUCAUGUGAUGAUAUAUAUUUGUACAUAUGGUUAUAUAUAAUUUUUUCUGCUAUACCAUAUUAUUCUUUUCCUUUUAAUUGUUAUUUAUUCCUUUUGGUUAAAUGGUUAUGCUAAUGUUAGUCAGUGCAAGCCUUACACAGACUACAAGAUUAUUUACACUGUAUUUAUCCGUAACCAGUUCAUUUUGUUGAAAGAUAAACUAACAACUUUUAUGGUUAUU